This is a messenger RNA of Adineta ricciae, 630 nucleotides long. The record is from the annotation of a GenBank genome assembly. NCBI's taxonomy places the organism in Eukaryota, Metazoa, Rotifera, Eurotatoria, Adinetida, Adinetidae.
AUGGAAUUAAUAGCCGAUGUUCCACAGGAAGCAACAUCAACUGAUAUGGUUGACGUAUUAAUAGCAGGAGGUGGUAUAGCCGGUCUUGUUGCUGCCUUAACUCUUCAUCGAGCUGGUUAUUCUGUUCGGAUACAUGAGCGUAUGGAAAAAAUUGAGCCCAAUGGAUUUGGCGUUACUCUGCAGCCUUAUUCGGUCAAAUUACUUUUUGAGUUAGGCUUAGAGAAAGAAAUGGAAAAUGUAGGCAUUCAACCACUUAUGGCUGAAUUCUACACGCGACAUGGACAACUCAUCUAUAGAGAUCCUAGGGGUAAGAAUGCAAAGUUCAAUUGGCCUUUGUAUACUGUGCAUCGAGGAAAAUUUCAAGAAGUGCUUCUACGGCACCUUCGUAAUGAAAUAGGACAGAAUACUAUUCGAUUAGGUCAAAAGUUAAUUGCUUUCCGUCAACGGCCAAGCCAUGUUGAAGUAGAUUUUGUAAAGCCUACAACUGGUAAAAUCAAUACUGAGCGUGGCAAAAUUCUCAUCGGCGCUGAUGGUAUUCAUUCCACGGUGCGUCGACUUCUUUUUCCUAAUGAAGGUCCUACUUUAUGGGACGGUAUUGCUGUAUGGAGAGGUGUCACGCNUUUAUACUAA